GCGGAGCGGCACGUCACUCAGGGCGAAGCAGCGCGCCAUGGCGGGACCGCUGCAGGUGGCGGCGCUGGCGGCGCUGCUGGCGGUGCCGCUCCCGGUGCGGGCCCCGGUCCCGGAGCGGCGGCAGGAGGCGGCGGUGCGGGCCCUGGCUCGGCGCCUCCUGGGCCCCCGGGCGGCCUCCGCCGUGGCGCUGUCGGUGGACGGGCGGCUGGCGGCGGGCGGCCCCGAUGCCUACCGCCUGCUGUCCCCUCCCGGUGCCGCCGUGGCCGUGGCCGUGACCGGUUCUAGCGGCGUGGCGGCCGCCGCCGGGCUCUACCGCUACCUGCGGGACUUCUGCGGAUGCCACCUCUCGUGGGCCGGGGCCCAGCUCCGCCUGCCCGAGCCUCUGCCGCGGGUACCGGCCGAGAUCCGCGCAGCCACCCCCAACCGGUACCGCUACUACCAGAACGUCUGCACCCAGAGCUACUCCUACGCCUGGUGGGACUGGGAGCGCUGGGAGCGGGAGAUCGACUGGAUGGCGCUGAGCGGCAUCAACCUGGCGCUGGCCUUCCUGGGGCAGGAGCUCGUCUGGCAGCGGGUCUACCUGUCCCUGGGUCUGAACCAGUCGGAGAUCGACGCCUACUUCACGGGGCCAGCGUUCCUGGCGUGGAACCGCCUGGGGAACCUCCACGGCUGGGCAGGGCCGCUGCCGCGCUCCUGGCACCUCAAGCAGCUCUAUCUGCAGUACAGGGUCGUGGAGCGGAUGCGCUCGCUGGGGAUGCUCACGGUGCUGCCGGCCUUCGCGGGCCACGUGCCGCCGGGGGUCCUCCGGGUCUUCCCGCGUGUGAACGCCACUCGCCUCGGGGGCUGGAGCCACUUUGAUUGCACCUACUCCUGCUCCUACCUGCUGGACCCCGAGGACCCCAUGUUCCAGGUGAUCGGCACCCUCUUCCUGAAGGAGCUGAUCAAGGAGUUCGGCACCGACCACAUCUACAGCGCCGACACCUUCAACGAGAUGAGCCCCCUGUCCUCCGACCCCGCUUACCUCUCGAGGGUCAGCAACGCCGUCUUCAGGUCGAUGACGGGAGCCGACCCCGAGGCGCUGUGGCUGAUGCAGGGCUGGCUGUUCCAGCACCAGCCGGACUUCUGGCAGCCGGCGCAGGUGCGGGCGCUGCUGCACGGCGUGCCCCUGGGCAGGAUGAUCGUCCUCGACCUCUUCGCCGAGUCCAAGCCCGUCUACCCGUGGACGGAGUCCUUCUACGGGCAGCCCUUCAUCUGGUGCAUGCUGCACAACUUCGGCGGCAACCACGGCCUCUUCGGCACCGUGGAGUCCCUCAACCGCGGCCCCUUCGAGGCUCGCCGCUUCCCCAACUCCACCAUGGUGGGCACCGGGCUGGCGCCCGAGGGCAUCGAGCAGAACGACGUGGUGUACGAGCUGAUGAACGAGCUGGGCUGGCGCCACGAGCCCCUCGACCUCCCCGCCUGGGUGUCCCGCUACGCCCAGCGCCGCUACGGCGCCGCCAA
Messenger RNA from Anas platyrhynchos (mallard), 1500 nucleotides. RefSeq names its product N-acetyl-alpha-glucosaminidase (gene NAGLU). Lineage: Eukaryota; Metazoa; Chordata; Aves; Anseriformes; Anatidae. The record is from RefSeq and is a predicted model, not a curated record.